CCACUAUCAAGCAAUCGCAGUCUCUGAUAGACUUUGCCGUGUAAGGAACUUUCGUCACCAAUUUAAUGUAAAUAUUACAUUUGUUGAGAAUUUAGAGUUUAUUUUAGCAUACAUAAGUUCGAAAUUAUCGUUUGCGUUCCCCGUGCAAUUCGUUGCUGGGCGUCAUUCCGUAAUAUUUCUCGUUUAGCCGAGAUCGGCAAUAACCAAAAAAUCUCUCCAUGUUUGUUUAAAACAAUAUAUUGAGAUUUAACUAUACUCUUAAGCUCUUGAUAAAUUUUUUUGAGAGAUUCUGAGUGUAAAUUAAACAAAAUGAGGGUUGUUGCACUAGUCAGUGGAGGUAAAGAUUCAUGUUUUAACAUGAUGCAAUGUAUAGCUGCAGGUCAUGAUAUUGUGGCUCUAGCUAAUUUAUAUCCAGUUGGAAAAGAUGAACUAGAUUCAUUUAUGUUUCAAACUGUUGGAUAUCAAGGUGUUGAAUAUAUUGCAGAAGCUAUGGGUUUACCAAUGUAUCGUGAACCAACCUUUGGCAGAUCAAAAAUGCAAGAAAAAUAUUAUUAUCCAACAGAAAAUGAUGAAGUCGAAGAUCUCUUUAGGUUGUUAAGUAAAGUGAAGAUGUAGUCGUUUAGGACUUGUUUCUUUGUCAUAUCUAUGGAGAAGAGAGCAAGAUGAAUUACUGAAAGAAAUGAUAGAAAGUUCUGUAAAUGCAGUUAUAAUUAAAGUGGCAGCUUUAGGCCUUGAACCAAGGCAUUUGGGUAAAUCACUUUCUGAAAUGCAAUCUCAUCUUGCCAAAAUAAAUGGUAUAGAAGGAUUAACGUUACAAGAAAGAUUAAAAAAUGUUCCUAUUAAAACCCCAUCUGAUUAUAUCGCAGAAAUAGUUGGACCAGAAUUACACGACGGAUGUAAUUUAUCGGAAGAUGAAAAUGAUGAACGUGAUGAACAUACAGGCAGUAAUUUAAGGACUUCAAAUUCUGGUCAAUUUAAUCCUCCGAGUCCUAUGGAAAUUUUAUACGAGGAAGAGGAUUAUCCCGAUGUGCCAGUAGUGAAUAGAAAUCAAACUGGCUGGUUCUGGUUUGGUGGUAUCGCUGGUAAACAUCCGGAUGCUAAAUCUGCGAUGCGAGAGGCAUUGGAGAAAUUAAGCAGUCUAGUCAAAAAGGAAAGUCUUCAAAUAUCGGACAUCGUUGCCGUAACGUUAUAUAUAAAAGAUAUGUCAAAUUACAUAUCUAUAAACGAGGUUUAUAUCUCAUGUUUGAGCAAGACAAAUCCACCAGUCCGCGUAUGCGUGGAAUGUCCGUUAAAUAUACAUGUUGUACUUGAUGCUAUAGCCUAUAAAGAAACUCAAGACUGUGGUGAUAAGAAAAUUCACAAACGACAUACAAUGCAUGUUCAGAGCAUAAGUCACUGGGCACCUGCAAACAUUGGUCCUUAUUCUCAAGCCGUUCGUGUAGGUGACAUUAUCUCAGUUGCUGGACAAAUACCACUGGUGCCUGGUAGUAUGACUAUUCUGGACUUAAAUAUUAAAAGACAAUGUCGUUUAACGUUGAGGCAUAUAGAUCGUAUUGUCAAAGCUAUGGAUUCGAAUACGCAACUCAGGGAUAUUGUGCAAGGUAUUUGUUUUUUGACUCAUUCUAGUUAUAUACCAGACGCACGAAAGGAAUGGGAGAAACGAACAAAUAAUGCUAUUGUGGAUUACAUCGUUGUACCAAAUCUUCCACGUGGUGCUCAAGUUGAAUGGUGCGUUUGGGCUCAUAGAGAUAAUAAUAGGUUUGAAUGUUCGUCCAAUUCAACUGGUAAUUUAGCCACGGAAACGAAUUUAUUUUCUACAGAGUUAACUAUAGACGAAUUAACAGAAGCAUUCGAAUACGUAUUAUGUAAGCUUACAAAAGGAUCCCAAACUGUAAAUCCGUCUUGCAAUCUACGCAUCUUCUACAAAGUCGGCAGUUCGCCAGGACCGAAUUUUAUUCAGGACAUUCUUUCUAAAUUUUCUACACGAAAUUUAGUUACUACUAUUAUACCGGCAACGCACUUACAUAAUUUCAGUACCUUUUUGUCUAUAUGUGGAAUUAGACAUGAGUAAAGCCUAACAAUGCUUUUUACGUUGUCAAUUAUUUACAAAACAUUGUCUCGUAAAAGGAUUACAAAGAUUUUAUUUGCCGUUUAAAUUAUUUCAGUCAAUGAAUAUGAAUCAAGAACAAAUCAAUUUUAGUACGAAUAUGGAAAUGAUUAACGGCUAUGUGGAAACUCAACCACGGUUGUAAAACUUUAUAUUCUAAAAGAUAAUUACUUAGCAGUAUCGAUGCUCGAAUGUAAACGUUAUUUUUCACCUUUUCUACUGAUUGCUUGUUGGGUUUGCUCAGAAUUUACUUGACAUCUGUCAAUAGUGUAUUUAUAUUCGGCUAGUCAACGAGACGUUAGUGAUUUUAAAUCAUUUUGUCUCGUUAGUAUAAGUGUUCUACGUAAUGCAAAACACGUUAUGCCAUCUUAUAACGUGUGCUGUAUGCUAUGCCUCGUUUUUGCUCAAGUUAUUUUCUAUUUUUCACAAUUUCACGAUACGUGCGGAGUGUUAAGUGUGUGAUUAUGGAAGAAUUUGAAAGCGUGCACAGUCAUUUUCAUAGUAGCGCUCAAAGUAAACUGAAAAAGAAGUAUCAGACAUACUAGGGGAAACUAUCAAAUGUGGAAGAAAAAUCUAGUUUAUGACCUUUAUAAUCUCUUAGUUACAAAGAAGAAAAAACAAAAUGGGAUGAUAUGUGGAAAUUCAAAACACGCACUUUUCAAUGAUUUCUUUCACUUUUGAAAUGCUGCCGAUGUUGUUCCGCUAUCAUUUAAACUUUGUAUUUUAAUGGCAGGCAUGUAGUUUUGCAAAACGAUAUAAAAAAAAGUCUAUUUCGUAAAAAGAUAUUGUUUAAAUCCUCGGUAGUUUCUGCAUAAUUGAUCUAAGCUUUAGAAAUACGUCUUGUACAAAAAUGAUAAUGCUAUACAUAUAUUAGAAUAUUUUUGACAGUAUAAUAUUCAUGCAACGAUAUACCAAAGUUUAUAUUUUACAAUUUGGACAUUGUUUAAUCGAUUUUAAUAUUGCAACCUUAUUUUCUUGUACAUAUUAUUAAAUAAUCUAAAACACUUUUGCAAUGUAUUAUAAAAUGUAAUUAGUUUCGAAAAUGACAAUUGGUUAUCAAUUACGUGUGUAUACGUGCACACUGAAACAUACUGUUCACAACGUGGAUACUGCGUUACUAUAAAUAUGUAAAAAGAUAUUUGCAAGGCAUACAACUCUCGCAACAAAAUACUAUUCCGAGGAUUAUAUUGCAAAGAAAAAUAAAGAAAGUGAUAUAUAUUUUUAAGAAAUUGCUAUUUUGUUUUAUAUUUCAUCAUACUCCCCUUAAAUAUAUACCUAUUAAUUGUCAGUAUUUUUUUUAGAUGUAGAAUUAAUAAAUUAUGAGACUGUUAAGCUUUUUUAUAAAUCAAAAUUAAUUAUAAAAGUUAUAUUAAACUUUCAUUUAUAUAUAUAACAGAUGUAAAUAUU
Heterotrigona itama is the source of this 3514-nucleotide messenger RNA. The record is from the annotation of a GenBank genome assembly. Lineage: Eukaryota; Metazoa; Arthropoda; Insecta; Hymenoptera; Apidae.